GAGCCCGGCACAGACGCUACUGGCACGCACGCACCAGCACCACACCACAUGCAUGGUGGAGCCUAGCACGGGCAGCUAGCUCCCGGCCGGCGACGUGACGACCACCACCACCACAUGUUGCAUGAGCAGCAGGCACCGCCACCGCCAUCCAUCAACCCCGACGACGACGGCGGCCGCGAUGUCGAGGUCACCACGUUCCGCGACAUCCACCCUCUGACGCCCGACGCGCCGCCGCCCGCCUCCGCGUCCUGGGACACGGCCAGCCACCGCUCCUUGUCGUCGUCCGACGACCAGCAGUACAUGACGAUGAGCCGCGAGUUCACGGCCAUGGUCGCCGCCGGGGCGACCAUGCAGACCGGCGGCUACGACGGCGCCGCCGACCAGCUCACCAGCAUCGGCGAGGACGAGCUGGAGGAGACCAACCCGCUGGCCAUCGUCCCCGACAGCCACCCCAUCGCCACGCCAGCCAGGUCCAGGGCGUCCGGGCUGGAGGUCGUGCCCGCGGGCCCGGCGCCGGCGCCGCAGCCGCCCGCGCACCUGGAGGCCAGCCAGGUCAAGAAGGAGGAGGUGGAGACCAAGGUCACGGCCUGGCAGACGGCCGAGGUCGCCAAGAUCAACAACCGCUUCAAGAGGGAGGAUGUGGUCAUCAACGGCUGGGAGACCGAGCAGGUGGAGAAGGCCUCCGCGUGGCUCAAGAAGAUCGAGAGGAAGCUGGACGAGCAGCGCGCCAAGGCGCUGGAGAAGACGCAGAACGACAUCGCCAAGGCGCGGCGCAAGGCGGAGGAGAAGCGGGCGUCGGCGGAGGCCAAGCGGGGCCUCAAGCUGGCCAAGGUGCUGGAGCUCGCCAACUUCAUGAAGGCCGUCGGCAGGGUGCCCACCAAGCGCUCCUUCUUCUAGCCAGCCGACUACCCCCGUCUCUCCCUGCCUGCGUGUGAUCGAUGUACGCUCGCUGCUGCAUCCGAGAACCUAACUGUAAAGAAAAAAAAACUGUAAGCUGUAUACGUACUGCGCCUGCUGGUUCCCCUGUGAUGUCUGUCAGUGUCAUCCAUCACAGGGUGCCAGUUGUUCUCUUCUCUUUCUUUUCUUUUCUCUUCUCUUGGCUUGUAUAUCGGAUCCAUAUAUGCUGGUGGUGCUUGAACGAACUGUUGUUGUUUGCUUAACCGUGCAAACAUAUACAGUGGUAUAUACACUACAUUCAGAACCCAAUACUGCAACUGUUGUUAGAGCUGCU
This is a messenger RNA of Zea mays, 1231 nucleotides long. RefSeq lists its product as uncharacterized. The record is from RefSeq and is marked validated. The transcript has 2 exons. Bases 115 to 897 code for a protein of 260 amino acids. Lineage: Eukaryota; Viridiplantae; Streptophyta; Magnoliopsida; Poales; Poaceae.